UGUUUCACUCAGAUAUGGACACACAAAGGACGAAAAGAAGAAAAGAAAGGACGAAAACAGAAUGCCCUAGACAUAGACCUACACAACUUGGCACAUCUAAAUUUGUGUGCGAUUUAUUCAUGGUGAAUCCCUUGAGAUGUGCAGCGAAGACUGAAGAGACAAACACGAGGAAAGCACGCAUGCGAGCUAUGAAUUUAUGCAAGCCCAUCAUCAGCCCUGUCCAAUCAAAACUAACUAGUCCCCCUGCAGACAAAGCCUCGUCAAUUUUGAAGAUCUCAGUGGACCUCAGGCCAAUUUUGAUGUCUGCCACUUUGAUGCCACCUGCACUGAAAACAGAUGACACAGAAGAACCUUCUUUUGAAAGGCUGGGAAACGAGGACAGCCAGCACAGCAGUGAAUACAAAAUAUUACCAGAAGUCGACAGGACAAUUUCUGGCAAUCAAAAUGCAAAUCAGAUGGAUCAUAAACCCAAUCUGAGAACAAUGUUGCCCCCCUUGAAAUCUCACAUUACCCAACCCUUAAAUUAUUGCAUGAAGCAUCACAAUGUUCUACCAGCCAUUGCAGAGAAGCAGCCUCCAGAUAUUGUGGUUACUAAGUCAGAAAGAGAAGAAAAGGAAGAAGAAAUAACAUUUGAACAUUUGAAAAAGGAUUCGAAGAAGGAUAAACUGAACCAGAAUAUAUGGGCGUUGGUGUCACCCUCUGAUGUUGAGAUGCUGUCGACGUUGAAGCUCCCAGAUAUUUCUGUUUCAAACAUUCAGAUGCUCAUUGAGAGUGUACAGAGGACACUGGACAGAGGCAAAGUAAAACUUCCUGAGAUUGACCAUUAUGGAGCUCAAGGGGAACAGACCAAGAUGCCACCCAGGAACCCUUGCAGUCCUCCCCUUGUCAGCAGACGUACGAACCAGCCUGUUGUCCUCUGUCUCCAAAAGAAGACACACAAUUUGACAUGGUCUGUCAGCCCAUAAAGUUCAGUGACCAUGUGAAAAGAAGCCAAAACUGCACAGGAACCAAGAAACAUAUGCAGAUGUUUGCAUAAUCUUUUUUAUCACUACCUUCAGUAUAACGUCCUGGUACAGCUUCCUUGUAAGGAGAUGCUACGGCAAAUUAAACGGAUAAGCAAGAAGGAAAGAACAUUCAAUGGCAUCCCACAAAAUCUGUUCAAAGUAGUGUUUUCACGUUUGCGAAUGAAUCAAUUAUUUUGAACGACUCCUAGAUGUGGACGACGGGAACCGAAUCCCAGUUGGCCGCUACUCAUUUCAGUUUUUUUUCAUUUGUUUUAAGCAUGUGACCUUCGUUUGAGUACUCUAAUUUGGGGGAAAACACAAGUGUCUGCCUCAGAGAGUGGCAGAAACAGUCUUUAGAAGGAGGGGGACAAUCAGUUGUUUUGGACAAAAUGACCUAGAGGAACAAUCCACUAUGAUCCGGAUCCCAUCUCUAAUUCAAACAUCUGUACAUUCAGGCAGAGGAAAGGAAGACCAGCACCAUCCACCUGGUCCCUUCCCACCCACUCCAUCCUUGUUAGACCUGCUAUAAUGUGCCUU
This is a messenger RNA of Engraulis encrasicolus (European anchovy), 1541 nucleotides long. RefSeq lists its product as uncharacterized. Lineage: Eukaryota; Metazoa; Chordata; Actinopteri; Clupeiformes; Engraulidae. The record is from RefSeq and is a predicted model, not a curated record. Bases 15 to 965 code for a protein of 316 amino acids. The transcript is spliced from 3 exons.